CUCCCUCCCUCUCUCUCUCUCUCUCUCGCUCUCUUGUCUGUCUGUCUCACUCUCUCUCUCUCUCCACACACACUCAGACGCACACAAACAGAAACGAGGAGAAAGCCAGAGAGCAGAACUGCAGCGGCACGAUGGGGAUAUUCUGCCUGCGUGGGCUCCGUCGCUGAGGCGUCCGGAGUUCAGCCACAGAGUGUGUGUGUGGUGUGUUUGCUCAUGUGUGAGUGUGUGCGUGCAUGUGUGAGUGGGUGAAAGCCCCUGCCGACGCCGUGCGGAGAAAAGGGAAGAAGGGGAACCAGAGGAGAGCGGGUGGAGAAGAGAAGGAAAAAGAGAGGGGGAGUGUUGACUCCGUCUGGGGCUCGGAGGAACCUCACGCCACUGGAUCAGAGGACGCAGAUGUGCAACAACUGCUCCAACUACUGCCGCUUGUGUUCCGACUGCGUGCCGCUGCCUACCCGUCCUGUUAACUUCUGCCAUGGCAUAGCCUCCUCUUCCAGCUUGCUUCUAACCCACUAAGGAAACGGGCAUGCAUGGGCACAACUGGGGAUCUAAGCUAUCACAUCCUUAACAUCAGUAAUCCACAGUCUGAGGAAACAUGGUGAGCAAGGAGGGUGGCAAAUGCAUGCUCACCAACUCAGAGUCUGACUCGGAGGCAGCUCCCUUGCCCUCCACCUCGCUGGCGCUGGAGGUGAAAUAUUCCCUGGAAGCCAGUCGGCAGGUGAGGAAGCGAAACAAGGCCUUGCAAGUGCGUUUCAAGGACAUCUGCGAGGCACAGAACGAGCAAAGGGAGGCGGAGUUGCAGGCAGCCGGGAAAGGUGGCAAGCCAAUGUCAUACAAAGUGGCAUACCGCAAGUACAUGACUGUCCCUGCUCGCAGAUCCAUACCGAACGUCACAAGGAGCACAGGCGUCCAGACGUCCCCUGACCUGAAGAAACGCUAUCAGACCUUUCCCUUUGAGCGCAAAAAAGGACACACCUUUAAACACAUGGCGGCCGUGGAAACUUAUAAAGGUCAGAAUAAUGGUUUUGUCAUGGAGGUGAAGCAGUCCAAGGCAGCCGAGCGGGGUUUAGAUGAGGAGGAGGAGGGAGCCUGUGGGGGGAGCGGAGUCCUGAGGACCAGGGCUCUGCUCCAUACUAAUGAGUGCAUUGCCACAGUGGAGCAGCACACUGCACCUGAUGGCCUGUGCUCUGACGCUCUGCUGCUCAGUUGCACUGCAGACACAGACUGCCUUGCAGAUACACCGAGAGGAAGCGGAGCCGGAGCACAGGCAGAGUACCAGCUCUGCAGUAUCCCAUCCAAAGCCAGAACAGGAUUACAACACAGGGAGGCCGACGCGGACCGCUCGGCCAAGAGGCAGCUUCUCAAUCUGGAGGAGGGCUCGUCCCAAACCCUGCCGGACAGGGCCUCCAAGGUUACGGGCCCCAUCGCCUGGAACUCCCUCACACAGGUGGAGUGCCUGGAUAGUCCAUCUGUGCGGAGCAAGCGGAAGAAAGGCCUGCAGCUCAACGGGCUGUCGAGUGAGACGCUACCAAGAUCCAGCGGAGGCUGUACAACACAGGCACAGUGCCACACAGGACAGCUAUCUGCCCGGCCUAUACGGGGCAUGGAGGAGCCGCUGUCACCCUGCAUAGGUGGUGAGACAAAUAGGGCACCGUCUGACCAAACACAGGAAACCUGUAAGCAAAUAGUGCCUAUGAAUCAGGACGGGGAUGUUAAAGCACAGCUCCAGGCCAUGGAAAAUCUCAUCAGCUCCAGCCAAGAAACCAUCAAGGUGCUGCUGGGGGUUAUCCAGGAACUGGAGAAGGGAGAGGCCCACAGAGAAGGACUCUCCUAUCGAACCGGACAGGACACGGCCAACUGUGACACAUGCCGGAACAGCGCAUGCAUUAUUUACAGUGUGGAACUGGACUUCAAGCAGCAGGAGGACAAGCUCCAGCCACUGAUGAAGAGGCUUUGUCCUACAGAGGACUCCCACUUUCCCCCCCUGCCUUACCCCCAGGAGGCCUUUACCUCCACCCCAAAACGCAAGUCCAAAGCUGACUCCAAGAAGCACGCUCGCUGGAAACUUUGGUUCCUGUGAAAACACAGAACCAUCUCCUCUCCUGCUACUGAUGCACAGGAUUUAAUAGUCCGUCUGGUCAUCCACAUUUGUUUGGUUUAUCCACCGUCUUCUGUUUUAUCACAUUUCCUUGGAUUUGUAGACCUGGUAACCAGUAUUAAUGGAAAGCUCGACAGCUGGAUACUGAACCCUUUUCACGAGAUGAGAGGAUGUGUAGUGGGACCCAAGUGUGGAUUCAGAGUUAUUUUGAACUAAUUUUUUCAAACAGGGUGUGAAAUUACACCAGGGAAACAUAUUUGGAGAUCAGCAAGGUGAGAAGACGAAUUUGAUUUCCCGCUGUCUAUUUGCAUAUAUUUUUCUAGCUGACGUCAGCGGGGUCCUGUUCUGUGAUAACAGUUCAGUGUCCGUCACAUUUCUAUUCACCUGUUGGGACUGUCUUUCUUCCCAGCCUCCCGGAGAGGUUGGCAUUUCAACCAUAUUGCUCUGAGGCCUCCAUAAACAGCAUAUCACUGUACUGCAAAGCACAAUUAACACUGUUCAGGAUACAUUUUCCUCCAGAAUAAUUAAAAAGAAGUAUUUUGAGUAUUAACUCACAGACGUAGAUCACCGACUAACCAUGACAGAUCGAAGACUUUCAUAUCUAUCUAAAGAAGAGACCUAAAGGACAAAAUGUCAGAUGUUUAUUGGAGCUCUAUGAUCAACUUUCUAUUCAUCGCUAAAAUGUCUCCUUGAGUCGACUGACUUUGAAGUAAAGAAUGAAUAAAUAACACUUAUUUUCUUAACAUUUGCAAAGUUAGACAUCAAUGUACUUUUUUCUAUAUAAAUAUAUAUCUAUAUACAUUCACUUUAAGGUUUAGAGGAAUUUAUUUAUUUGAGCUGUAGUGAAGGGGCAGUUCAAAAGCUGCAAUGCAAAGGCUGUUAAUCAUUUCAAAUUCUUUUUCAUGCAUCAAAUAGAGUUCUUACUAACCUUACAGUGCAUACAAUCAUUGAAACACAAUAUAAAGAAAAGAUGAAAUCCAUGCAGGCCAUCAGUAUGAAAGAACACACACACACACAGAAGCAAACCAAGCAUAACAGUGUUGGUUUUUAGCACAUGUGAGGGGUAACAGAAGAUAUCUGUGAUUGUAUUGCUGCAGUAUCCUGCAUCAGCUACUACAAUAGCUACUGAAACCAAGCCAGAAAGACUGAAUGUGCCACUUCAGAUCACAACCAGGGCUUCUAUAAUGCAGGGUGGCAGGCGUGUAGCCUCGCAUGCUUUUUACAACCCUUGGAUUUUGCAGGAUAUUUUGUAGCUUUUCAAGAAACACUUUUUAAACAGAACAACAAAUGUCCUUUUAUUUCUUUUUCCCGUUAAAAAAAAACAUGGGCCGCUCCUGCUCAUUGCUUUGCAUUUAUUCGACUGUAAAGUAAAAACUCAUGUAGUAAUUACACACAGGGUUUAAAGACUAUGUAUAGCCAAAACAAUACAUGAAUUUACUAUAUCUAAGUAUCUGUUGUAUAUCAUCAAACAGGGCUAAUACCAUUUUAUGAGUGGGAAAGCAGCCAAUAUUUCUCAAAGAAAACAAGAUUAAGUUAACAACUCCUGCAGGAGCAUAAAACCGAAGUCACUCUAAAAGCCAAAAACACUGCCCCAAAAGACAACAAAUGUGCCAAAGUGGUUUCAAGGGCAAAGAUGAAACAACACAACAAGAAUACCGAGCCAACUACUAGAUAUCACUGGCUUGAACUUCACAAGCUCCAAACAUGCUGCGUUCUGUUGGUUACAUGUCAUUCACGCCAUCGUUCUUGUACAUGCCAGGUUGGUUUCUCUCAUUAGUUAUACUGUAGCAUCAAGAGAGAACUAGACGUUUAGCUGUACCUUAAAGAAGUGCAAUUGAUUUAUUAUGUGCAAUACUGUGUCUUUUAUACAGUUUUUUUUAAAAAGAAAAAAAUAAAGAUAUUUAUUAUGUAAAAUAUGAAAAAUAAAAACAGACAUCUACAGAGCUUUCAAAAUUUGAAGCAGACUGACUUUCAUUUGCAGAGCCUCAAACAACCGAGCAGAUUUUUAAUUUAUCUUUUUUUUUUUUUAGCAGACAAACACUAGUUAAAGGAUUGGUUCCUGUAAGUCACACAAUAUGUUUCCUCACUUACUUUUAAUGGCAUCUAGCCCAUGGCAGAUGGUUCAGAUUUUAUUUGCCCCGACUUCUGCGCUCUGCAUUACCAUCACAGUAUCACUGUAUCUGCAAAGAUCCAGUGCCUUUGAAUGUUUUAAAUCGUUGUGUUUAAUUGCUUUGAAAACUGCAAAGGAAACUUCAUUUACCUCCACUGUUCUGCUUUUCCGUUCUCAGAGACAGAGCUGAUUGGGCAAACUAUCUGCAUGGCUAUGUGGUACUAGGAAGAAGUGAGAAAAUACUGUAUCUAUUGUAAAUUGGGUGAACUAACCUGCUGAAAACUAAUUUUACUCACAUGGUUUGAAAAUUCUGUAUGCAAAAGAAAAAAAAACUUGUGAUGAAAAAAGCAGGAGGUAAGGUGGAAAAUAAAAUCAGCCUUGCAUCUCUUUGA
Messenger RNA from Acanthochromis polyacanthus (spiny chromis), 4597 nucleotides. It is a transcript of the gene insyn2a, whose product is annotated as inhibitory synaptic factor 2A. The coding region runs from base 593 to 2077 and encodes 494 amino acids. Lineage: Eukaryota; Metazoa; Chordata; Actinopteri; Pomacentridae. The record is from RefSeq and is a predicted model, not a curated record. The transcript is spliced from 4 exons. Gene Ontology annotation, biological process: inhibitory postsynaptic potential. Gene Ontology annotation, cellular component: postsynaptic density.